AUGUACCCCGAAAACCCCCACCUCCGUUUCCUCCUCUUCCUCGCCGUCGCGGCCAUCGCCGCCGGCGGGGCUGCUGCGGGCACCACCCUCACCGCGUCCCUCUCUGGCCACCAGAUCAAGAUCCGUUGGUCCGGCCUUCCGGCCCCGGACGGCCUCGACUACGUCGCCAUCUACUCGCCGCCGUCCUCCCGCGACCGCGACUUCCUCGGCUACCUCUUCCUCAACGGCUCCGCCUCCUGGCGCGGCGGCUCCGGGGAGCUCUCCCUCCCGCGCCUCCCGACGCUCCGCGCGCCCUACCAGUUCCGCCUCUUCCGCUGGCCCGCCAACGAGUACUCCUACCACCACAUCGACCACGACCGGAACCCGCUCCCCCACGGCAAGCACCGUGUCGCCGUCUCCGGCGAGGUCUCCGUCGGCGACCCCGCUCGCCCCGAGCAGGUGCACCUCGCGUUCGCGGAUGGGAUCGACGAGAUGCGGGUCCUGUUCGUGUGCGGCGACCGCGGGAAGAGGGUCGUCAGGUACGGGCUGCAGAAGGAGGACGAGAAGGAGUGGAGGGAGGUGGGCACGGAUGUGAGCACGUACGAGCAGAAGCACAUGUGCGAUUGGCCGGCGAACAGCAGCGUCGCCUGGAGGGAUCCGGGAUUCGUCUUCGACGGCCUCGUGAAGGGAUUGGAGACCGGAAGGAGGUACUUUUACAAGGUUGGUAGUGACACAGGAGGAUGGAGUGAGAUAUACAGCUUUAUUUCACGUGACAGUGAAGCCAAUGAGACCAACGCGUUUCUGUUUGGUGACAUGGGAACUUAUGUGCCUGUUACGGCGUGCCUUACUACGGAGGAAGUAGGGAGGAUCGACGGCCAGAUUGAGCCUAUUGCUGCCAAUACCCCAUACCAUGUCUGUAUAGGAAAUCAUGAGUACGAUUGGCCAUCACAACCUUGGAAACCAUGGUGGGCUACAUAUGGAAAGGACGGUGGGGGUGAAUGUGGGAUAACGUAUAGCGUCAAGUUCAGAAUGCCUGGCAAUUCUAUCCUGCCUACUGGUAAUGGUGGCCCAGACACCAGGAAUCUUUAUUACUCCUUUGAUUCAGGUGUGGUGCAUUUCGUCUACAUGUCAACCGAAACAAAUUUUGUUCAGGGCAGUGAUCAGUACAACUUCUUGAAAGCGGACCUUGAGAAGGUGAACCGAAACAGAACACCAUUUGUUGUUUUUCAGGGCCACCGCCCCAUGUACACCUCAAGUGAUGAAACCAGGGACACAGCCUUGAAACAGAAGAUGCUCCAGCACUUGGAACCGCUGCUGGUGACAUACAAUGUGACCCUUGCACUAUGGGGACAUGUCCACAGGUAUGAGAGGUUCUGCCCGAUGAAGAACAUCCAAUGUGUCAACACUUCAUCAAGCUUCCAAUACUCUGGUGCUCCUGUGCAUCUUGUGAUUGGGAUGGGCGGGCAAGACUGGCAACCCAUAUGGCAACCGAGGCCUGAUCACCCAGACGUCCCCAUCUUUCCACAGCCUGAGAGGUCCAUGUACCGUGGCGGUGAGUUUGGAUACACAAGGCUUGUAGCAACAAGGGAGAAGGUAACAUUAACCUAUGUGGGGAACCAUGAUGGACAAGUCCAUGAUAUGGUGGAGAUAUUUUCUGGCCUGGUAUCUAGUAACAGUAGUGUUGCUGAGCCGGUGGAUGGUACCAAACAUGGUACAGGAGACAGCACCGUGCGGAAAAUUUCUCCGUUGUACUUGGAAAUCGGAGGCAGUGUAUUGUUUGCACUGCUCCUGGGAUUUUCCUUUGGAUUUCUUAUCAGGAGAAAGAAAGAAGCUGCACAGUGGACUCCAGUAAAGAAUGAGGAAUCAUAA
Messenger RNA from Miscanthus lutarioriparius, 1848 nucleotides. Lineage: Eukaryota; Viridiplantae; Streptophyta; Magnoliopsida; Poales; Poaceae. The record is from the annotation of a GenBank genome assembly.